Molecule: messenger RNA, 2218 nt
Organism: Salvelinus fontinalis (brook trout)
Lineage: Eukaryota; Metazoa; Chordata; Actinopteri; Salmoniformes; Salmonidae
Product: butyrophilin-like protein 10
Exons: 4
Coding region: 262-1026 (254 amino acids)
Biological process (GO): T cell costimulation; immune response; cellular response to lipopolysaccharide
Cellular component (GO): external side of plasma membrane
Source: RefSeq, a predicted model, not a curated record
UAAUUGAGCCAUGCAUAGACUUUCUUAAACGCCAUCCACACACAUUCACAAACACAGUAACAUUGGUUUAUUAUCUGUGUUGAAUUCUGGGUUUAGUUUGUAACUUUGACAUAUUGGUAUGUUUCAGCACCAGCUGUAUCUGAGUUGGAAGUCACUGGGAUUAUAGGAGAGUCUGUUCUCCUGUCCUGUGACCUGAAUUCAUCCACGGCCAUCGACCCAGCAAGACUCCGGUUCCAUUGGCAAGAUAAGUCCGAAAAAGUGAUGUACUCGUUCAACAAAGGAGAAGAGAAUCGACAUCAGGAUAACCUUUACACAAACAGAACUAAAGCCUUUGGGUCUGAGAUGAGUUCUGGGAAUAUCUCUAUCAAACUCAGCCAAGUCACACUUGAAGACGAGCAGAACGUCUACUGGGCUUUCGCUACACUGUUUGAUGAGAAUGAUAAGCAUAAACGCGGGUGUCAGAAUAUCCUACAUGUGGCAGCACGGUUCCCGACACCCAGUGUGACUGUGAACAAGACAAAUAUGAAUGCCACGUGUUCAACCCAGGGGGGAUACCCACAGCCAGUCGUCACAUGGACCAUCCAGGACGUCCCAUUGGCUCAGAACCGCACUCUGGACCCGUGGGAAGUACAGACCAAAAGACAACCUGAUCCUGAAAGUGGACUGUACACCGUCUGGAGCCAAGUGAAUAUAAGAGAAAAUCAGACGGUGACCUGCCAUAUCUUCAACCCCGUUCUGAGAGAGACUGUGAGCAACACAACCAUCGUCAGCUCCAAUCAGAGCAUUAACACAGACCCUGCAGGUGAUGUUCAGGAAGGCUUUUCUCCCGGAAUUAUUGGAGUUAUCACUACAGUAUUGAUUGUGUUUGGCUUCGGUGGGGGUUAUUUUGUGUACAAAAAAUGUUGUGGAGCCACAGGAGACAGAGGUGAUACCUCAGGAGCCAGAGGUGGUGCAACAGGGCCAAUGGAUUUUCCACAGGAGACAGAGGUGGUACUACAGGAGGUGAUGAGGAGCAGAGCAUUCUAAUGGGUAUCACAACAAGCCAGCCUUAGUCUAGUAGUGUUGAUCAAGUUGAUGGAGCCACAGUUACCAACGCUAACGGCGCUACAGCAAAAAAACACAGCUGAUGGUGUAACAGAACCAGUGCGUGACAUUGUAAACAUGAAACUGGACAACAGUAGUUUUGAGACAGGUCUGAUCCUGAGUCGGACGCAGACUGAUGAGGUCAUGUAAAGAGGAAAGUCUGAAGCUACAGUAAACGAUGCUAUACAGGAACCAGGCGUAGGCCGGCACCAGACGAUCUAGAGGCAGACUGACAUUUCUUUAUAUACGGGUCCAUAAAUUGGACAUGUCAGUGUACUGUAUCCCAACGGAAUCUACCUCUUCUAUUGGAAGUAUUUGCAUGUUUUUUCUAAUAUUUUCUAAUUAAUAGCCAGCUAUUAGAAAAGCGUUAGAACGUCUACAGUAGAAGGUUGCAAAUAAUGUGUCUGUAAAUGUUCUACUGUAGAAGUUCUAAAUCAUGGGAGUAUUUAAAAAAAAAUACAUUACAAUAUUAAACUACUUCUGUUUUCAAAUAUAAAAUAUCCAAAUAUUUCCUUACAAAUGUCUUUGAAAAUAAUUGAAAGACCUUACAGUAAAUAUUAUUUUAAACCAUGUCUGAACCUGAAAAAUAAGUGAAAGACCCCAAAUAGUAUUUUAAAUAUAGUCUGAUAUUCAGUGGACAAACCUGCCUAGUGGGAACCAAGACAUCUGAUGUUGAAAAUGCAUUUUUGUUUUAUAUUUGACUUGAAUUUAUGAAGAACACUGAAGUUAAAUGUUUUACCUUAAAUCGGCCAGUAAGUGAGAGCUGAACCUAUAACCAUCCACUUCAUUCUGUCUGCAUGUCUUUGUGUAACAAGUUACUGUAGAGGUUCUGAAGCUUGUACCAUGACCAAGGACUAGAUUCAAUCCGGACCGAAAUGGAGCCCAUAUAUACAGCAUUUACCGUGAAUGCAUUCUCUGCAAAUGCAGGAUUGUUAGCUUUUAAAUUUCACUAGUGCGGAUCUUCAGUGGUCCAGACUGAAUCCAGGCCUAAAACCAUGUAAACCUCAACACACUGGUACAGUUGUGUACUCUCAGACUGACUUAGAGGAGACAUUUCCACUCUGUCAAACAGACCUCACUGUGUUCAACAGUAGGGACAGCUGCUACAGAUCUGUAACCAGAUUUAGAUUACAUU